AUGUUUAACGCGUCACACAAUCCAUCGUUGAAUGAGGAUUUGAAAAACGUCGCCACUAUUUUUACAAUCGUUACCAUCUUAUUAGCUCUUUUAACUAUUCUUUUGGAUUUAUCCAUUUUAGCUCGUCUAAUUUGUCAUGGUAAACUUAGAAAGUGUAUGUCCAGAAGUAAGAGCCGUCGCGUAGGCCUUCUCCAUUCGACGAAUACCUAUAUUCAUGUUAUCGGUUGUACAACAACAUUUCUCUUGAUUUCUAUUCGAACUUUAUUUGGCGAUUUUUAUACAGAUAAUAAAUUCGAGAGUGUUCCUUCGCGGCAUUGUCGUUUGCUAAAUUGUUUAAUGUCUAUGUUUUCAGCAGGUAUAUAUGGUUCUUGUUUUCUACAUGCACUUUUUCGUUUCUGGCGCACAGUAAAAUCUAAACAACGCUUAUUGAGACAAUUUACAUACAAUAUUCGACUGAUUAUUGUUCAUUGGAUAAUAAUUAUGAUACUGUCUAUUCCUGUUUGGUUUCGUUCAGUUUAUUUAUCGUCGGAAAACUAUUGUUUCAAUCGCUUUAGUGAUACAUGGUCAUCAGUAUAUAUCUCGAUCAUAUUUGUUGCAAUACCUGUAUCUGGCAUUUUUAUUGUUUACAUGGAAAUUGUUUUCUACAUGAAACAGCAUUGGCAAUCAAGAGAACGACUGAGACGAAUGAAACGUGAUGUCAUAACUAUUAAAAGAAUUAUUCUAUUAGUUAUUGUUCUGUUGGCUACUAGUAGCGCUGCAAUUAUCCUUUGGUUAUUAAUGUUUGUUCAAAAACGUAUGCAUCGACUAUCCUAUCGUCUUCUUUGUUUUAUGGCUGUAGUCGACUUGCUAACGUGCAGUGUUACUUUAUUAAGUGUUUCUCCUCAAUUGAGACGUGCAAUAAAAUUAACGGCGCAUCGUCGAAAACGGGAACAUUCAAAUAAUGACUCAGUUGGUAGUCCAAGUGAAAUGAACGUUGUAGAUAGUAUACCGCUCAACGAUAUAUUUAAUUUUUGA
Molecule: messenger RNA, 1014 nt
Organism: Rotaria socialis
Lineage: Eukaryota; Metazoa; Rotifera; Eurotatoria; Philodinida; Philodinidae
Source: the annotation of a GenBank genome assembly